GCUCGUAUUUCAUAUCAAGUUAGUUGAAGCCUAGGACUGCGGCUGGACUGGUUGACGUAUUUUCAGGCGGCACUAUCUUGUACUAUUUAUAUCUAUAUGGACCAUGUCUUCGUCUAGAUUAAAAUUUUUCAUCAAGAGAUGUCGUUUGAAACAACCUAUUGUUCGAUGAAAGAAAUAUCGCUUUUAUGAUAAAAGAAUCCCACCACAUAUAUUUGAUGUUUAAACUGUGUGCAGAUUACGGUGCUGUUUAUGCAGUUAGGCCGUGGAGACGACCGUGCCGUGUACAGACCGUCAAUUUGUCCCUUGCGUCGGGGUCUGACAUGAAACGCUUUCCCCCAAGGUGUACCUUGCUUGACUAUGGUUAGAGGUGGGUCAGCGGCGUACAUCCACAAGCUGCAGGAAUCCACUUCUACUGCUGAAUUUCGGCUGAUAGUUUUUACUUGACGGUGCAGGGUUGUGAUAUGCAGCUAGAUACAAUGGGAGUGAAGCGAAAGUUUGAUGACCUUGAAGCCUCUGUGGAUCUUCAAUGUUAUGGCAAGCAACGUCAGUCUAUAUUAAAUAUCACAAUGCAGAAGUUAUGCACAAUACCAGAACGGCGCGUUGAGCCACCACUUUAUCGGAAUGUCCUCAUUCGCAAUACCUUAAAGCAUAUAGAACAGGAGUUGCAUGAUGAAGGCAUCACUUUACCAAUGAUGCCCUCGAUGGAUUCAAAUUUCUCUUAUACCAAUAUGGAUUCUUCUGACUGUUUUCUUGAUCAUCUACCUACUGACUCUUCUGAUAGUCAGGACAAAGGAAAUCAUGAUAUUGUGAAUAGUAUUACUGGCCUUCGCCCUUUAGACUAUACAACAUCUGAACAUAUGGACAUGACAGAGACUGGAGAGACUAACAUUGCUGUAUCGCCAACAGUUCGGUCAGUCAAUGGGGACAGUUCCUCCAGCUCUGUUGUCCCCCUUAUGACUUCACUAGAUAGGCUAUCGACUUUUGAAGGCAGUGUUAGCAUUGCCCAGAUCCCAAGUCCUACUAGUCCACUUCAAAAAGCUGAUGACAUUUUUGGGGAUAUUGAUUUAUCGCCCUUUGAUGUAGAUUUUGUGGCACUGGCCAAUUCGAGCAGUAAGCUCACACCACUUAGUGCCGAGGAAGUUUUGCAUACAUUUCCAGGUGUGACCACCACAAACCUGUCCUCUCCAACAUCACCAUCCUCAGCGACAGCUGAGACACCUACCUAUACAUCACUAAUAAACACUCAGUGCAGUUCAUAUUGUAGAACAGAUGUUCUAGAAGACUUAGACAAUAUAAUGCAGAUACUUAUAGAAAUUUAGCACCAGACCUGAUGGUGUUAUAAAUUAUCAGUUAUUUUUUCUUUUUCAUUAUAUUUUCAUUAUUAUUGUAGCUAUUUUAAAUUAAUCUAAAUUGAGUUUCAAUAAUUAUUUACUACUACACUAGGAAAUCUUUCUUCAAAAUUAAGUGUAUAAUUUUUCCCUAAGUUAUUUAUAUUUUAAAAUAAUCUCUACUGAGAUUAACCCCUCCCCACAUUUUUUUAUUUACCAAAAUCUAAUAUUUAAUUUAAUUCAAAAUAAUUAGUAGAGUCCCUGUAAUAUCUUCUAUCAGCAAAAGUAUAUGUUACUGACCAAUUUCUUUUAGGUUGAGGGAUCACUUUUCAAAUUCCCCUGAAUCUAAACCAAAGGUUAUUAAGGAAGGAUCAAGUUUCUUCCAUUUGAAUACAUGUAUAUAUAAAUAUAUAUACACACACAUACACACAGACAAUAUGCAUGUUUGUAUGUGUGUGUAUAUAUAUAUAUGUAUUAUGUAUGCAUGUGUGUAUGUAUAUAUGUAUUAGAUGUGUGUAUGUAUACAUGCUCACGCAACACAUAUAUACAUACUUACACUUUUCUAAAAAUGUAAAUUAUAAGCAAAUGCCAUUCCAGUUAGUUAAAAAAAAAUAUAUUACCAUUAUUGUAUCCCCAUUACCACUUAACCAAGCCAAGAAAGUUUGAGCUGUUAUGACCGCGGGCCUACAUUUUUGCAUGUAUGAUUGUGUGCGUGUGUAUGGCUGUGAGAUAGCGAGAGAAAAAGACAAAAAAAAGGGACGAAUGAGCGAGGGAGAAAACUUUAGCACUAAGGUGGUUUGAGGGUAUGUUGAAUAUUUGUUUUAAAAAAAUUAAAAAUAAUUAUAAAAAAAAUCCUUUUCAAAAUGUUGCCAUUAUUGGCUGUAAUGUUUAUUUAUUAAAACUUAGAGAAUAAAAAUUGUCAUAUAAUAAUAACAAACCUAAACUCCCCCUAAAACCUAGUUUAUAUAUAUCUGACAGAAAAAAAAAAUGUAAUCAAAAACAUCAACAGAGCCACAAAACUAUUUUCUAUAUAUGUACUUGAUGGCAGCAGAUUGUUAAUGUGUGAUCCACUAUGAUGAUUUGAACACCAUCUACAUUCACUUGUAUUAUCAGAGCCACUGAAUAUGGUUUUUCAUGUAUGUGUGGUUGAAUGUGUAUCCGAGUGUGUAUAAGUGCACGUUUUCACAUGCAAGUGCAUAUAUGUACAUAUGUAUAUAGAAUAUUUGUAUGUUUGCGUGUGUGCAUGGAGAUGAAUAGGCUGAGCCUAAUAUUGAACAGUGUCCAGUGUGGAUAUUGCUGUGAUAUACAAGGUCAAAUUGUUUUAAAAUUCAGAAUUUUAUUUCUUUUUAUGCUUGUAAUGGCAUAAUUUGGAGGAGGACAGAGGCAAAGUAAUUGGGAAAAAAAAUGUGUGUGUGUGUAUAUAUAUGUAUAUGUAUGUACAUAUAUAUAUAUGUGUGUGUGUGUGUGUAUAUAUAUAUAUAUAAUAUAUAUAUAAAUGUGUGUAUGUGUAAUUACAUGGAUGGAGAAAUCCAAAUAAAACCAAACAGGAUCUGAUGCUAUUUCUUUCACCAUCUCAUGAAAUAAACAGAGGUAAGAAUUAGAGAGCUUGAAUCCAACCAACCAACCAAAGCAGAAAAUUCAAAUUUCCAGCUUGGGAACUUACACAGGAAGAAAAAAAAAAAGACAGUAAAAGAAAAAUAAAAAAGACUAAAAGGGUCCUUUUUCUAUGCAGUUAGUGCCUUGGAUGGAGUUAUUAAAUGUAACUUCUACUGGAAGAACUAUUUACAGCUACCAAUGUAAUUAUUGAUAAUACUACUGCUCUGUUUUCUCUUUAGCAUCCUUUGCCUCCACUCCAGCAACUGAAUAUCUUUGGUAUGAAAAACAAAGAAGCUCGUCUUACAUACAACCCACCCUAAUAAUGAUUAUAAAAAAAAAAACUUUAAAAAAAAA
Octopus sinensis (East Asian common octopus) is the source of this 3278-nucleotide messenger RNA. RefSeq lists its product as uncharacterized. Lineage: Eukaryota; Metazoa; Mollusca; Cephalopoda; Octopoda; Octopodidae. Gene Ontology annotation, cellular component: nucleus. The record is from RefSeq and is a predicted model, not a curated record. The coding region runs from base 462 to 1319 and encodes 285 amino acids. The transcript is spliced from 3 exons. Gene Ontology annotation, molecular function: transcription regulator activity.